This is a messenger RNA of Penicillium cinerascens, 1578 nucleotides long. RefSeq lists its product as uncharacterized. The record is from RefSeq and is a predicted model, not a curated record. Lineage: Eukaryota; Fungi; Ascomycota; Eurotiomycetes; Eurotiales; Aspergillaceae. Gene Ontology annotation, molecular function: protein binding. Bases 1 to 1578 code for a protein of 525 amino acids. The transcript has a single exon.
AUGGAUGGGAAUACGAGCUCGCUGCCGGCACGUGCGGAGAAACGCUUGCCCUUCUCUUACAUUUUGCUCGAUCUUCUGCACGGAAGAGCCCUCUGUCUUACUGUCGAUGCGCCAUCCCAACCCAUCUACUCUUUUGACAGCCUAGACUACUCCAUUGCAACACACGAGGAGCUAUACGUGUGGUCUGAGCACAUCUCUCUUGCUCAGGUUCCAGCAGAUAUCCUCACAGCUGUGCUCGACAGGCUGUUCUUUAUCGGAACCGAAUUUCCCCAUCUGACCUGUGGCAGUAUACAUGCUCUACAUACCCUUAGAUCCUCUUGCAAGGAAAUCUGCGAUGUAGGCCAUGCUUGGAUUGGACGCGAGGAGAUCCAAAACUUCUUCGGAACCAUUCAAAAGGAUAUUCUCAUCCGUGGCCCCAUGCAACUCUCACAAAGCAAUGUGUACUCUGUCCGCGUGCCGAGAGGAAAUACUCUGGCUUAUGAUGCCGCAGCAAAUUGCGUGGAUUGUUUGAAAUUUCUCACCGAGAACCACCUUGUCGGUAUUCAAUUCUACGACGAGACUGGGAGAAACUAUCUCCACGCCGCGAUUGACAAUGACAACAACGACUGUCUGCAAUAUAUACUCAAUAACCUAGCCCCAGGAGACAUUGACCGAACCACAGCCAUUAACCUCAGUCGACUCUGUGGACAUCCUCUCGUUCAGCUGGCUGAAAAGCGUAACCAGCGCGGCUUCGAACUCGUCCUGCAACAGCUCCUCGGGCACUAUAACCCAGCUGAUCUGUUCACUGACAACUACUUCAAGCUCAAAUUGUGCGCCUUUGUCUCUCCGGAGUUUGCUGAACAGCUCUUUGUGAUGGAUCUGAAUAUCGGCAACGCCAGGGACGAGCACGGGACGACUUCAUGGCACGCCGCAGCACGAGGGAACCCUCACGGAGAAGAUUUCAUGAUCUGGCUCUCAAGCCGGUCGGGCACGGAGCCAACCAUCAAAGAUAACAAGGGCCACAAUGCACUGAUGCACGCUGCUAUGGGGAAUCGAAGCACGUCCAUACAAUGGCUAUGCAGCCAUGUCGACCCGAUGGAGAACUGGGUUAACCCAGCCACACAAGAUGUUGGAAGUGGCCCGGCAUAUGCACUGAGACUUGCAGCAGAGUCAAUGGAGGAGAACAGCCCAGACAUCUUCCGCGGUAUAAUGCUCCGUAUCCCGAGAAACCACUUUGAGAACCUCCACAACGCAAUCUCCAUUUUUAAAUUGAUCUGCGACACUCUUUUUACAACCAGACAGAAUAUGGCUAUCCAACAUGCCCAUCCUACUCUGGAGCACAGGAUGGAAUGGGAGAAUUCAUGGCGGGUGGCAGCUGCAAAGUGUCAGAACCUCGGCAGUUUUCUUCAAAAGAGGCGUGGUGGUUGGCAGGGCACGACUGCGAUGAGGGCAAUUUGUGAUUACGCGCGUGGUCGGGAUCUUCCCAUGCUGGUUCAUGGUAUAGCCCCCUUGCCACCGGAGGGAAAGUUUUGGUUCCGGAUUUUCAAGGACCGAGAGGCUGGGGGAGGGGGAAGAUGGCCCUGGUCCACGAGUACCUAG